CGUCGCCACGAGGGAGAAAAAUUGGCUGGAUACCAUUACUGUCAAAAAGACAACCCUCGCACCUGCGAUUUGAAAUCGUUAGUCAAUAGUCUCAGCACAAUGCUCUCGAAGAGUCUUUCCGAAUAUGCUGCCUUGGUUGAGAAACUACAGACUGAUCAAUUUCGAGAUAAUCCUAACGCACUGUUCGAUUUGUUAAUUACUACGCCAUUGCAGCAAAUGAAUGAAAAUACCAGACAUUUUCUUGUCAUUGACGGCUUAGAUGAAGGAGGUGCCAUGAUUGCUUCUUGCUUUGCCAGAUUAUCAGGAACACUUCCUUCGUGGCUUCGCGUCAUUUUGGCUGCAAGACACAAUUCUCCCGCUUUAUCGGGCCUUUUUUUAAAUUCCACCUCUGCUAAACUAGACCAAUUUGAGACUAGUCUCGAGUCCCUGUCUAGCAAAGAUAUUCGUCAGUUUGUCUCCAUGAAGUACAGAAAACUUCAAACUGAAUUUAACUGUAUUCCUUCUUUCUUUGCUAAUGACGAGCAAGUAGGCCAAGAGAAAAUAGUUCAGGCUAGUCAGAACUGCUUUCUUUAUGCUAAACUUGUGAUGGAACACAUCUUUGAUGGCCAUAAUGAAAUUGGUUUGCCUGCCUCGUUAUCUGAGAUUUACUGCUUGGACUUCAGGCGUCGCUUUCCAAAGAUAGAAUUAUUUGAGGAAAAAGUUGCACCUGUGCUUCAGAUUGUGCUUGCCAUUCAAUCUGCCAAGGCUUUUAUGGAUAGAGAGAUUGACAUAAAAGGUCGGUUAAAUUGCGCAACUUUCCUUCCCUCUUUUUUUAGUGAAGGUGAAAUAAUUCGUUUACAGAAUUUCCAGCGGGCUUAUGAGGAGAGCGAUGAAAGUGUUACAGGGGUUGUGAAGUGUGGUUUGCUGCCCGAAAUUAAGAUGCAUGAUCUCAAUAAAGUCCUUAAACUUCUAUCAGGCUACUUAGUAAAGGACGAUUCUGGUAAAUACUAUUUCAGCCAUAGUUCUGUAAGAGAUUGGUUGCAAGACGAAGAGUCAGAUUUCUUUUGCGAUGUACUCAACGGGCACUCCAUUAUGGCAAACUAUACCUUGAAAACUCUUAAAGUUAAGUAUCCUUCACCAGAGAAUUUCGGUGAAGAUCUAUGUUUUCGUCCGAAACAUUCAUAUCCUAUUGCUCUUCUAGAUCUCAAAUUCUUUUCUUUGCGUUAUCUCUUUCAUUCCAGUGAGAGCGGGAGUUCAAACGUGAAUGUUCUAAUAUCUGAAUUAGGUAUUAAAGCAAUCGACCUUCUUCAUGUCGCAUUUCACCCUGGUAAUAUUUGUGAAGGUUGCAUUUGUUCCGAGUAUAUGGCAAUGAAAGUUCUCGAGAAAACAGAUGUUUUGAAUAAAAUGACCAUACAGGAAAAAGCUGAACAUCUUGACCUUGCUCUUUGGUUGCAUUAUGCAAAAAUUACUGCCAAGUUCUUUGAUAGCCGCACAUACUGGACUUUUAGUCACGAGGCCAUCAUACGUUUGAACUUGAACAUCAAACUACCACAGCUCGUCCCAAAGGAAUCACUGCCCCAGUUAUUAUUUUCGUCUCUCGAGGAUACUAUGAUUCACGAUAACAUAUUUAAAUUUUGUGUAAAAAAUGGAUUGACGGCGGAUGUAUGUGUUCCUCAAUUCUUUCAGAACACCAAGGGCUUUGACUCGUCCAUCUGCUGGAACGAAGAUGUCCAAGAGUAUUUUAGGAAAUUGAAGUCAGGCGAAAAGAAUGUUAUCACUUUGGAGUCCCUUAAAGAGAAGCCAUUUUAUCCAGAAGAAGCUAAAGUGUCGGAAUUUACAUUGGAGAUCAUUCAGAAACCUCUUUCAGGUAUUGAUUACAAAUAUUCUUGUAAAUCUGCAGGUGUGCAUGGUGAAAAAAUUAUUCUUUGAUAUAAAGUUGAUUAAGCGUAUUCUUAAAAAUAGCUUUGGAAAAAACCUAGUUUGUUAUAUAUGAAAGCAAUACACCUCAUCGUAUACUGUAGGCUGUAUUCUGUGACCAAAACAGUUGCUGCUUAGAAAACGCGUUUUGUUGCCUCCCUUCGGUCACUACUUUAAAAUUACAUAAAUGUAUAGAUUCUGAUAUGCCUGGCACGAAUUUAUUCAUGAAAACCUGCAGUUUCUUUAUAUUUUACGAUCAAACAUCAUCAUUUUCUAUUAAAAUUAGCAUUUUUUUUAAACUUCAUGUUAUACACAGUUAUUGCACUAGUUCAAAGGCGGGGGAGGGUAACACGCGGUUCAUCUCAAUACGAAAUUGCAAGAUUCUUUAUCAAGAAUUUUACAGAUUCAAAACUUGUCCUACAAUUUUCGGGGGUUAACAACGAACAAGGAGCGCACGAUAUUCGAUAGAUCUUCAGGACGCAGAUGUAUUUUAUUAACACAAAUUGACCCUUGGCAGCAGUUCUUUCAAAAACUACCUCAUGCACGAAAUCUGAACUUUUUCCUGUGGGGCAUUAAGUGCUGACCACGAUCAUACGUUUCAAUUUGUUCACGCUAAAUCUCUCUAGUAUACACUUUUUUAGAUCUAACCGGGAGCAGCUGCGAAAAUGGAAGUAAUAGGCCCUUUGGCUGCGAUUCCGGUGUAAUGCUCUAACGCGCUGUGCAACAAAGACCAGUUGCUAAACAUUGAGGUCCUAAAGUUGCAUGGCUGUUAGGUCUGAAAAAGUGUAUAGAAAUUUAGGUUUGAAAAUUCAAUCUAAAAAACCAUUCACUAUUAAUUGUAUCGAACGAGAUUCCCAAAAUGUCGAUAUAAGAAUCUUUAUCAAUCUACUCUUUGCAAUUUCAUAUAUAAUUUAACAAUAAACCCAAAAGCUGAUGCAAUAUAUCUCACGCCACCGCUCUGCGAGAUAAGUCCACAUUACAGCGAUUUUUUAUAAUUUUUUGACGAAUGAUGGUAAAUUUGCUUUGUAAAUGGUUAGUCAGUAUUUUGAAAGAUUGCUUUUCACAUUGUUUUAAUUGUCUGCAUUGGUUAAUGAGAAUUAGAUGCCAACCAAAAAUGGCGGAUAUUCGUCAUCGUGAGAAAGGCUAAUUAUUGACGAUUUACUGCAUAUAACCGCGUGAUAAGAGACUUGAAUUGGUGCAAUAAUGUUAAUACAAAAUGUUGAUCUUUCAUCGUAAAAUACAAAGAAACUUUUUCAAAGAAACAGGUUUUUACGAGUGACAACAAGUUAAUUCAUACUCAGCAUAUAAAAAUCUAUAGAUUCAUCUACACUUAAAGUUGCGCCCGAAGGGGGGUGGGGGCAGAACUUAACUGAAACCAAAUCACAGAAUACGUCUUAUUACGUACAUUCAAUUCUUCCUGUUACCAUACCCCCAAAUGUACACCAACGGAGUUUUGUUGAGCAUCUGGUGCAGGAGGUGUCCCGUGGGGGUAGGGGUUAGGAAUACACAUGUUCACAGCCGAGGGGCUUUGGGACUCGUAGAAAAAUUCAAAACAUGGGCCCACUUGCACUCCAACUGUUUUUUCUUGCAUAUUUAAACAUUCCUGUAGAUCACAGAUUGCGUUGGAAAUUGGAAGAAAAAAUGCUUCGUUUAACACUGUAAUAACAUCGCCUUUGAUAGCCCUAGUGAACACGUUCUAUCGCUUAGUGAAUGCCUUUCAAAUGUCGACAUUCGUGAAAUUUUGAUAACGUGUUCGUGUGCAAUAUUGCCCAUGGGAGGGGAAUUGGCUUUUCUUUAUUUGGCCAGGGGUGGGGAAUUGACAGUUUACGAAUAAAGAAUACAUAAAUCCCCGGGGGGAGGGUAACAGGAAGAAUCGAACCAUGCAUGAUGCAGACAAUUCUCUGCUGCGUACGCCUUUCUAAACGGACACCUCCUUAAUAUCAACGCCUUUCUAAUAAUGCGGACACCUUUCCAAUGUACCGCCGUCCACAUUAAUCCGUUUUCGUUUGAAAACGUAUACUUUUCCACGCGUUUUCGCCAAUCUUCCACCUAAUACGAUGGAAAACGGAUGCCUUCAUUCAAAACGGCUUUGAAAGUAGGUGAAGACAACGCGGGCGUAUACAUUGGAUUAGUAUGGACGGGCGAAAACGAAGGUUUUCAAAAACGCGGACGGUAUGAACACAAUCAUUCGUAGUGAGUGUGUUGUUUUUCCGAAUUUCAAAUGAAUUGCUUGUCUUGCACUGGAUAUAAUGAUGAUUAAUCUGCAAGCAUAACUUGCAAAGACAAUCAAAUGCUCUACACUAUGUCCUAGGUUAAUCAUUUAAUUUAUUUCUGAGAUUGUAAAGCCACUAUAGAAGCUCUAUUAUCGGCGACGUUUUUAGGUCCAACCUCGGUAAAUUUGUCUCUUUCUCCGUAAAAAUGUUCCUGGCCUUCUUGUAGAUUUUUGCAUGAAUGAAACGGUAAAAUGAAUGAAAAUCAAAAAUAAUAAAAAAUUAUCGUUUUCUAAGUGCUAAUGUGGUAAAAAACGAUCCAAAAACGCUACUUUGGACGCAGAUAUUUGUAUGCGUUUUCGAAACAUCAAGAACGAAGGGAUUCGAAAACGGAUUAAUAGUGUGGACGUAGCCUACCUUCCCAAUACGGAUACCUCUCUAAUAUGAAUACCUCCCUAAUAGAGAUACCUCGCUCAUACAGACACCUCUCUGAUAGUGUUAAUGUGUAUUCUUUGCGAGGUACAGUAUGUAGUUUCACUAUAGUUGGCCGUAUACAUGUAUAUAAUAAUUAUGCUUUAUUCUUAUUCAGAAAUUGAACGCCUUCUGAGAGAUGGAAUGAUUUAUGUGGAGUUCAAGUAUGCCUGGCACUCGCUUUUACCAGGAGAGUUUCAGAUUUUCCGAGAUGAAAAGCUACAAAGGGUAGAAAAGUGUUUAAAGCAUGGAGCAAACCGAAGCAACAGAGGAGGUCCUGGGGUAACUGCCCUAAUGCUAACGUGUGAGAACCUAAAUGAUCUUUUUAAGGAUUCACCUGCGGCGGAACAGGUGAUGUCGUUACUCUUGGAUCACGGAGCUGAAGUGAAUCAACAGGAUUUUUAUGGACGUACUGCGCUUCAUUAUGCAUUUGAAUCCAGAUAUAACACUGAAGAAAGGCUUCCUCGAAAACAACGUGCUAUUGAAAUCCUUAUUCAGCACAAUGCAGACAUUUAUCUAAAAGAUUCGUCUGGCCAUUCCGCCUUUGACAUGGCUAAGCGUGCGGGAUACGAAUCAUGGUUAAAAACCGAUGAAGCAUCAUUGACAGGAACAUGCGCUCAAAGAAAGGAAAAACAUCCUGUUCCAUAAGCUAACCAUGAACUCGAUAAGCCUGCUCUAAUCUGAACUAGUCCCUUAUUCAACAGAAAGCAAGACUCGUACGAGAUCUGAUAAAAAUAAAGAACUUAAUGCUAUUACUUGGAACCCCAAAACUAACCUUAGUGACCAAAGCACGUACACGUUUACACUGGAAAUUUCAAAGAAUUGAACCAACUGCAAAAAAGUUAUUCCGUCAUCGUUUUUGGUGACCACUUUUGCAGUUGAUUCAUUUGGAAAUUUACAGUGAGGUAAUACAAUUAAGUAACAAUAUAUAUAGCAUUUAUAUAUAGGCAAAGAGUAACAAAUGAUGAACUGCAUGGCAAUACAAUUAAGUAACAAGAUAUAUAGCAUUUGUAUAUUAGGGCAAGAGUGACCAGACAUUGAACUGGUAGUACAAUUAAGUAGCCUAAGAAUAUAGCAUUUGACAUUUGUAUGUUUCAUAAAUUUCAUGUAGUUUUAAAGCAGUUAGUGUUAAAAUUUUGAUACGUGUACAAUAUAUAGCUAGCACUAGUUGCAUAUUCAUAAAUUUCAUGUAGUUUUAAAAGCAGUUAUUGUAAGAAUUUUGAGAAGUGUAUAAAAUACAUAGCUAGCACUCAGGGCCGCACAGGGAAAUUCGAGGGCCUGGCGCAAAUUUUUAAUUCAGGGCCCCUAUUUAGGGGGAGUAAAAAAUUUUCUCAGACAUAUCCAAAAA
Paramuricea clavata is the source of this 5925-nucleotide messenger RNA. The record is from the annotation of a GenBank genome assembly. NCBI's taxonomy places the organism in Eukaryota, Metazoa, Cnidaria, Anthozoa, Malacalcyonacea, Plexauridae.